CAAAAUAAGAACAUACUAUAGUUAGCUUUUGAGGAGUGUGAACGCAGCUCUCGUCACUGCCUUGAAAAGCAAUUCAAUUUGAAAAAAAUAAAAACUUAUAAACAAAUAAUAUAAAUAACMAGUCGCCCACGUUUUCAUUAAAACGAAAAAUUUAAGGAAGAUACCAAAGUACAACUGUAAUGGGCUGGAGAAAGAUUGUUGGUACUAAAGACUUCAAUAGAGCAAGUGUGAUACUGUUGGCAACAGAAUUCUUUGGCACGCUUGCCAUCGUCUUCACCAGCAUCCUUACAAUGGCACAACAAUAUGUUGACCAGGAGGAACUGCAGCGAGCAAUAGAUACCACUUCCAGUGGCGCCUCAAUGGAACAAAUUUCGCUCGGCUUAGGAUUGGUGUUUGCCGCUGURGGCCAGGCGUUGGGCCGUCGUAGUGUUUGUCAUUUCAAUCCCGCUGUAACUUUAGGAUACUGCGUUGUCGGUGAACUGAGUUUAAUUAUGAGUUUCCUAUUCGUGGUUGUGCAAUGCACUGCUUCUGCUCUUGGAGUCUGUAUGGCGCUAGUUUUACUACCGGAAAAAUUGGCAAAUAAACACCUAGGUGUACCAAAGCAUCCGCAUGUAUCGGUGUUGGGCACUAUUGUUAUUGAAAUGCUGUUGACCUUUAUAUGGGUCUUUCUGGCACGCAGUGCUGAAAGUCAUAAAAUGAUGGGCUUACGAGAUACGGCACCACUAGCCGUUGGUGCCACAAUAAUAGCGGCUUACUUAGCUGCAUAUCGGUUGACCGGCGGCUGCAUGAACCCAGCCCGCUCUUUUGGGCCAGCUGUGGUGUACAUGGAUUGGAAGGAUCAUUGGAUUUAUUGGUUAGCUCCAUUUGCUGGUGGCGUACUGGGAGCUUUGACUUAUGAAUUCCUAUUUAAGAUUGCACCGCAUAAAGAACAAGAAGAAGCGGAGGAAAACGCGGACUAAGCCUUGCUUAGAGAGAAAAGUUGAAUAUUCGAUUAUUGGAUUGGAUUGAAGAAAAUUAUAUAACCAUGUACUUAUGCAGUUAUUGAUCUAUAUCUAUUUAGGCAAU
Molecule: messenger RNA, 1065 nt
Organism: Bactrocera latifrons
Lineage: Eukaryota; Metazoa; Arthropoda; Insecta; Diptera; Tephritidae
Product: aquaporin-like
Exons: 1
Coding region: 180-959 (259 amino acids)
Biological process (GO): transmembrane transport
Cellular component (GO): plasma membrane
Molecular function (GO): water channel activity
Source: RefSeq, a predicted model, not a curated record